Messenger RNA from Propithecus coquereli (Coquerel's sifaka), 6820 nucleotides. RefSeq names its product proline rich 14-like (gene PRR14L). The record is from RefSeq and is a predicted model, not a curated record. The transcript is spliced from 9 exons. NCBI's taxonomy places the organism in Eukaryota, Metazoa, Chordata, Mammalia, Primates, Indriidae. Bases 79 to 6546 code for a protein of 2155 amino acids.
AGCGCGGGCCGCGGAGCAGGCCUCAGGGGGGAACCGUUUGAUGUAAAAGACUUGACUGCAUAAUCUACAUCUGCCCUAAUGCUGUCAUCCGGAGUGGAGACUCAGCCAGUUCCACUUGAUUCCUCCAUGUCUGCUGUGGUACAGGAAAUAUACUCUGAACUCCCAAUAAGUGUCUCCAAAGAGCUUCAUGCUGACUCUGAGCCAAGUGUGAUUCCAGAUGUAAAACCUGGAGCCUCAUGCUCUCUUGUAAGUCAGAGUAGGGCAUUGCCCUUGGAGCUGCAGAGGACUCAUGCGGAAAGUUGUGGUGAAGAAACCUGGGAGACCUUGGAUCAUGGGGGUGAGCCUGGGCAGUGUGGGCUAGUGGACUCCACAGCAGGAGGUUCUGUGGCUUCUGGGAUCUUGGAUAGGGAAGAGAAAACCAAGAGCAUGGAGCUAAAGGUCUUCAGAGAUCAAGGGGACCAGGUGGAAAUUAUGAGAGACCCCUGUGAGGGAGCAAAGGAAGACCCUUGUCAACAUUCCACAGCUGCUGAAGAAAAGAUCAGCCCAAGUCAGGAGGAUCUCCUGAUGCAGUCCAGCAAAGAACUUUUAUGUGCGGACCUCCCUGAAGAUUUUCUAAGGAGCAAAGAAGGAAAUGUACAAAUUACAACUGAAACUCUGCUAAAAUCCAUUGAAGAAGUACAAGGUAUGAAGGUCAAUGGGACUAAGAGGAAUAAUAAUGAAGGACACAAGAAUGGCAACGUGAGUAAAGGUCUCUCAGCAGGGUGCAGCGAGUACCCAGAAGUAGACAAAAUCAUGGCCAGUGGUGAGAUUUCAGAAACCAGCAGAUUGGUUACCCUAGAGCCUUUAACCUUUGCGGACCCUGGAUUAACAGAAGCAACUCCUAAAGAGAAAGACUGUGAAGAAUUAAAAACUUCUUGGUUGUCAUUAUUACCAGGGAACAGUGCCAUUUGCAAAGUGGACAGUGGGAAGGAAGAGUUGUGUAAAUUUAACCUUGUCUGUGAAGCAGCUGACAAUCACCCACAGAUUCAUGGCCACCAUCAUGAAAAACAGAGUUCUGCGCCUGAUGGUCCCAUAGCCAGAAGAAAUGUAGUUGCUAUAGAACCCUUGGAAGAAAAUUCUGAAGUUUCAUGUUUCACAUCAGAUUUGUCUGGUCCAGAAUCCAGAACAUUUUCCUUAGAAAAAUGUGGUUUUGAAGGAGAUGGUUUGCUGAAGGGAUCUGCCGAAACGACAGACAAUUCCUGUUUUGAUGGGGAUGAUCAAAACAAGAACUCGACUUCUAGAGAAGAAAAUGAAGAACAAUGUUGGAAUCCCAGGAGUGAAAGAGGGGAACUCUUUCCUGUUAAUGCCACACAGCCAGAAAAGGAGAUUGGUCAUCAUUGUUCUGGUGGAAAAAAGACUGUUGAUUCCCCAAAAGAAAAUAUCCACAAUAACUAUUGCAUUCAAGGCAGUCUCCAUACAGAGAGAUGUGGUUCAUUAAUGCCCAAUUCUUUUCCUGAAGCCACAGAAGUAAUGUUUAAAAAAAGUGAUUUGAAAAUUGCUUUAGACAUUCAAGAUAACUCGACAAACUCUGAGGACCAUAGAGAAACUUUUGUUAACAUGAGCCAUGCAGGUGAACACUCUGAAAAAAGCAAUUUUUCCUCCUCGAAGCAGGUUGAAGAGCCAGAACAGAUAACCACUAUAGAGCCCAAUAUGUUACAUGAAAAGAUUUACUGUAAAGACUCUAACUCCUUAGUCAACAUCCAGAGAAAUCUGGAAGGUGACACCCAUUUAAAUGAAGCAUCAUGUAAUGAUUUUCUGUUUGAAAGAAAAUCUCUUGUGAGUUUAAUGCCAGAGGAUCAGAUAAGUCCUAUAAAUGAGGUUUUAAAACCCAGCAAAGAUAUUGUUCAGUUGCCACCAUCCCCAGAAUUUGAUUACAGACCUGACAAUAUUCCACAUUUAGAUGAACAGAGCAUUGCCUGUGAGAUGAAUAAACUUUCUUGUACUGAUGAACUUGUUGUAAACAAAGUAGAAAGUGAAUGUGUUUUAAAUCAACAAGUGUCCCUUAAUUCUCCAGACCACACAAAGUUGCCAACUGACUUUCUACAAAAUAUAAACAAAGAGAUGCCUUUAGCAAAAAGCAAAGAUGCCCAACAGAGCCAUCACCCUCCAUUAGAGGAUGGAGCAGAUGUCCUUGCUAAUACUCAGACCAUUCCCAUUAAGAGAAAAAUGAAGGACAUCUCUCCACCAGGUAACAAAACCUGUGGUGCCUCUUCAAACAGUCUCACCUUAAACAUCAAACCAGAAAACCUAGAGAGAAAAAAAGAAAUGGCUGAUUCAAGAACAAAAGAUCUACAUUCCAGGCUUCUCUCAAGUAAGAAAGAAGUAGCUAGCUUUCCUCAAGUGGUCUCUGUUACAGAACGUCACAAUGCUCAAUCUCAGGAUAUGUCUAGCUGUCAUUGUGUAGGAAAAAAUGCACCAGAAGAGAACAUGCAUUCUGUUUGUGCUGCUUUUGAAUCCAGCAGAAUCAGCCUGAAAGUUGAUAACUCUUUGAUAACAAAAUGUGAAAAUGCAGUUCAGCACAGCACUAACCACUCCCAAGGAACAGAAGACUCUGUGGAAGGUAGCAGCCAUAAAGUGAGUUAUACAUCAGAGGCAAGUGAACCUGAUGGGAGAAAAACUAAAGGCAGCCUUCCAGGAGAUGAGAUCAGAAAUGAGAUGACAGCAGGCACAUUAAAUAGUGGAGUUUCAAACAAAACUGUUCUUACCACCAGUCACAUCACACCCAGUGAGGAAAAAUUAGAAGGAAUGAAACAGGAUAUAUCCAAAGAGACUGUAUUUUGUAAGUAUAACAUCUCUGAUUGUGCCACGCAAGAACUACACCAAUCUGUAAACAUUCCAAGUCCUGAAAUAUUGUUGGACCAGUCUCCUACUGUUACCUUCUCCAACCUUAGAAACAUGAACAAAGCAGUGGAAACCCUUGAUCAGGCAAAUGAAGUCCUUGACUGCCAGAGUAAUCAAAACAGACCUGACAAAUGCAGAAAUGAAGAUAAACCAGCUAAGGAGACACUGGGUGGUGACCAGAGAGAGACUGUCACAGAGCCUAACAGGGAGGUACGCCACCACCAGAAGGAUCUGCUGGUCAUUUCAGGCAGUAAUAACCCACAGUCUUGUGGGAGACCAAAGAAAGAUGAUUUGAAAGGAGACUGUGAAAAUAUUUCUGGUUGUGAAGAGUCCACAGAUGGUAUGGUGGCUACCAUCAACACAGACGGUAGUAAUAAGCCUACAGAAGGCAUGCCGGACAUGAAAGCAACUAGUACACUUGAUAGUGGUAGAAGGCAAGGUGGACUGGCAUUUAAGGAAACCUCUAGAAGUACCUUGUCUCAGAGAGGAGAACUGAAUGCUGCAUUUGUAGGAAUGACUGACCAGGACUCCGAUUUCCCAGAUGCUGCUGAUUCUACAGUGGGAUCUCUUGAAAUAAAAAAAUCAUAUGAAGAGAAAGCAUGUAGAUCUUUAAAAGACUGUGAAAUGGAAAACUGUCCAGAGUCUUGUGCCCAGGAGAUAGAGUCUGUUUCAGAUCAUGAACCAAAUACAAGAAUAUUGGAUAGAGUAAAUGUGUCUUUAAAUUAUAAUCUUCAUGAACAGCAAAGUAAAGGAGCAUCUCUGAGAGAAACACAAGAAAUGACUGAAGGAUCAAGACUAGAAAUAUAUUCUGAAUUCUGCAAAGAAAAUAUCACUGAAAUUUCCUUGAAAGAGCCGACAUCUUCUAGAUGCCAAGAUGAGAACCCUUUUUCCCUAGGGAGCCUGGAAUCUGUUGAGAUAAUGCCUUUGUGUCUGUCUUCUCAAGAAAAUUCAGAAACUAAUAUUAAUAGUGAAGAAACUGACCUGAAAACUGUUUUUAAACCGAGAUUCGAUGAAAUGCUUUGUGAAAAUGUAAAGGACUGCACGGUCCUGCCUGAGAUGAAGGAAGGAAUAUCAAGAGACAUAAAUAAUUCUGGUGGAGAAGGCAGCAUAUAUGUCAGCGUGGAAAAGAAUGCCUGCAAAGCUUGUCAUCCUUGUGAGAAUGCCACAUAUAGACAUUUGCCUUUGACAAUGGAAAUGGUACCUAAAGUGACAGGAGAAGAAACUGAAGAACAUCAGAGGGGACCACUGGGUCACUUAACUGUUGGGGAGGAAUCUGAAGAGAUGAUUAUCAGAGGAGAUAAUGCUAGUGAUAAUGUGAGCAAGAUUUCUCAGACCCACUUUAAAUGCCAAAGGAUGCUUGGUGUUGCUAGAAAACACCAAAACCAGAGGGUUUUGGACUGCAUGUUGCAGAAGGAAGAGGAAUAUAUACAUCGAAAAGCACAUACAAUAUCGGAACAAUGUGUAUCCUCCAACAUGUUGUUAGACGAUACCCAAAACAAGAACCAACCUAAGGUUGAUGACAGAGAUGAUUCCACCAUGAUGAAAGAAAUCACCUUAGCAAAGCUGGCCAAGGGGGACGUUGCUGCAGUUAUUCAGAAGUUGGAAAACCAAAAGGAAGAAAACUUAUGCCAUCCUUUAAAGAAGGACAUUGAAUCAUGCACAGGUCCUUGUCUUCCUGGUGCCCCCAGGAAAGCACAAGACCCCAACACUGCUGGGUGUGAUCAGAUACAUGGUGCCUUUGCAAAGAAAAAAGUACUUCUUUUAAAGAAGCAGCCUCAUCGGACAUGUAAGAAAGUUUUGUGUCAGGAGCAAGUCAGUGUGGGGAGAAAAAUAAGCAAAAUCAGAAGUUCUGCCUUUUUAAAGAGUUCCUCUGAUCCCAUCCCCACAAAAGUACACAGACUGCUUAGUUCAAGUGCUGUGUCUGCAUCUACACGAUUGGAACCCAAAACACCACCUGCCAGGAGCUUAAUUAGCCACAUACCAAAGCAGAAGGCUACACCAUGCCAUCCCUUGAGGAGCCUGAAUUUUAGGAAGCCUACCAAAGAAUCAGCCUUACUAAACAAGCUGUCCAUCCUUGCCUCCAAACUGGCCCCAGCCACAAAGACCACCCAGAAACUGAGAUAUCGGCGAUGUUCCUCUGAACUUCUUCCAAUGGCUAAAACCUACAAGCGUCUCAGAUAUAAACGGCUCCUGGAUGGAUUUUCAUACAACACACUGCAGCUGAAUCCAUAUUUGGCAGCUAGUGGAUGGGAUAAGAGGCCUAACAGUAAGCCCUUGGCACUUUAUUCUCUUGAAGCCAUCAAAAUGAGCUUCAUAGAUUUGAGCAACAAGAUGCCAUCGCUGCCGUUUGGUUCCGAAAUCUUCCCAGUAUCCUUUCAUGCGAAAUCAGGCUCAGAUUGCAUGACUGAGUCCUCAAGGACUUUUCCUGAGCACUGUGCUCCAGCAAGGCUUGCCUUAGGAGAGGCUCCCCAGUGCCCGUCACAGCCUCCCAAGUGGACCUUUUCUUUCUUCUUGUCCCACGGUUGCCCUGGGAUGGCCACAUUCAGGAAAGACACUGGCCUCCAUAGUCAGGCACACACUCAGGCUCCUCCACAGCCUCCAGCUUCUCUCCAAGACUAUGGAGGCACUGCCAUAGUCCAGACCAGAGCAGACUGCUCUGUCCUUGGCCUUCACACACUUCUAGCACUUUGUUCCCCAGGAUGUUACCGAAUCUGGACAAAAAAACGGAGCUUCUCCAGUCACAUGCCUACCAUGCAGAGGCUCUUCAUGACCCAGUUUAUACAGAGCUUGAAAGGGUUGAGGUCUCCAGCCUCCAUAGCAGACAAGAUCUUCUGUUCUCUGCCCUAUUCAGUGGGCAGAGUGCUGUCCAUUUGGAGUCAGCAUGGGCCUUCCGCCUGCUCCUUCGAAAUCUCCGCUCUUCAUUCCACUCACAGCAAGCGGCAGCCAACUCUGGGCACCAUGAGCAGCCACACCAUGUUACCGUACGUGCCUCUUCCAGGCGUGGAAGCUGCAUAUAAUACCAGCGGCAGUCAGAUGAGGUUAGAGCCUCCAUUCCCUGCCUUGGUACCAAAGUCUGUCUUGGUAGCAGAAUCAGCUGUCAGCAAGCUCCUGCUUUCAGCCUCUGAGUUCCAAGUUCCUGGAUUUGAUGAGCUGGAUGGUGUGACAGUAGCAUGUCCCUGCCCACAGAGCAGCCCUCCAGAGCAGAAAGAGGCUGAGCCAGAGAAGAGGCCAAAGAAAGUCUCACAGAUUCGCAUCCGGAAAACCAUUCCUAGGCCAGAUCCUAAUCUUACUCCCAUGGGCCUUCCUCGACCCAAAAGGUUAAAGAAGAAGGAGUUUAGUUUAGAAGAAAUAUAUACCAACAAGAAUUAUAAGUCUCCUCCUGCAAACAGGUGUUUAGAGACCAUCUUUGAGGAACCCAAGGAACGAAAUGGUACGCUAAUUUCAAUCAGCCAACAGAAGAGGAAGCGAGUUCUAGAGUUUCAGGAUUUUACAGUCCCACGAAAGAGGAGAGCUCGAGGUAAAGUGAAGGUGGCAGGCAGCUUUACGAGGGCCCAGAAGGCAGCUCUGCAGAGUCAAGAACUGGAUGCUCUUUUGAUACAGAAACUAAUGGAACUGGAGACCUUCUUUGCCAAGGAAGAGGAACAGGAACAGUCAUCAGGUUGUUGAUACCCAAUUCAUUUUGGAAGUCUCAAUUUUAGAUUUCUUUUGGACCUCCUUGGAAGAGGUUGCCUAAUUUUACCUACCGCCCAAACCACUCAAAAUGCACAGUUGAUGAAUUUUUACCUAUUUCAAGGUGCAACCUUUUUAGGAACUGGUGAAGGAGGGUCCUCUACUUCUACUGCUGAGUAUAGAACCUCAGGAAUGCUCCCUUUCUCCUGGAAAUGGUCCCAAAUGACAUCCGGCCUCCUCCUCUGCAUCUCCGCCAUCCACAGGAGGAAGA